Chara braunii is the source of this 2885-nucleotide messenger RNA. The record is from the annotation of a GenBank genome assembly. Lineage: Eukaryota; Viridiplantae; Streptophyta; Charophyceae; Charales; Characeae.
GCGGAGGAGGGUGGGGAGGGGGCCGUUGUGUAUCGACGGUAGCCUCGGUGAGCAGCACAAAUGUUUGCCGCGCGAUUGCCGUGAUGCUUCUGGCGUCUUACGUGGCUUCUGUCUGUUGGUCUCUUAGAAAGGACUCUGUGCGUAAUAUCGGAAUCUGGCGGUCAUUAUCGCCCACGUGGGCAUCGAGGGAGGGGGAGAAAGGAUCUUCGUCUUCAACGACUGCCGAUAUUUUGGAGUCCUCAUUGGGCGGCAGAGGGGAAAGAGAGCAGAGGCGCCAUGAUGACGCAGGGCGGGAAAAGGUGGCGGGAAAGGUGAAGGGCAAAUGCGGGUCGGUGGCGGGAAAAAGUCUCUCGUUCUCGUCGGCCUCCACUGCCGCGGCGGGGGACAUCAAUAGGACCGCCACGUCGGAUGCAAGGAACGAUCCCGUACUUGCAGACGUUGAGUGCCAGAACGGAGCACCAGCAGGGAGCUCUUCUUCUUCUCCUGCGUUGGCAGCGAACAAGCAGGAGGAGGAGGAGGAGGAGGAGGAGGGAGAGCGAGGGAGAUACGAUAAGCAAGGAGAGGUGGGAAGAGGAGAGAAUGUAGGAGGUAGGGAGAGGGGGGGAGAGGAAGAGCAAGCCCUCGGUCAUGACGAGAGAGCCGUCGAGGUGGAUGGGGACGACGCUGGCGUCGCGGUCGGUAUCUCGACCUAUGGCAGUCUGGAGUCGUUAGACUCGGUCACCACCAGCCCCUCUACAGAAAGGCUCUCUUCUCCGGUCUCGUCUCUGCCUCCUCCUCUUCACCCGGGCAGGAGGAGCACAUCCGGAGGGGAAGACUCUCUGCAGGGCUCUCUCUCUGCCUCGUCCUCCUCUUCACCCAUCUACAGAGAGGAUCUCUUAUCCGGCCUCGUCUCUCCUCUCCUCGUGGCUUCUCUCACUGGCCGCCACGUUGAGCGUGCGGACAACCAGCGAUCGAAUAGCCGACCAACCUCUCGACCGUCAUCGACCAGGAGGGGGGAGGGCGUCCGUCGUCCUUCUCCUGAGACGACGGUGACGGCGCAUGAUGAUGCAUCUGCUAGGAGCAGGAGCAGAGAGAAGAGGAGAGAGAGGAAGAAGACGAGUGCGCAGGAGAGCCUUGUGCCUCCGAUCAAUCAGUCCACAACUUCAGACCUGUCCCCGCCGUUACGCUCACCGUCAGCGUUGAUGCGACCGUUAUCUUUUUCGCCGUUAUCACAGUUAACCCCGCUGUCAUCUUCGAAUGGAGGAGGGGCUGCUGAGGGUGGUGGCGGUGGUCGGCAGUCUAGGCAUGCAGGAGGCGGGAAUGGGGUUCCUGCGCCAUCUCUGCCUCGUCUUCCUCCUUCUCCCCUUCGUGUUUCUUUUUCUUCUUCCGAUCCCGACUACCAGGUUUGCUGGUCUUCUGGGGCAAGCGGAGGAUAUGGCGGGAAGACGGCGAUGGACGGGGUCGCGGUCUACGGCGCCGGCUGCGCGCAAUGCCGUGUAGGACUGACGUGCUCCUUCUCCAUCCGCGUCAGCGCUCCUGCCAGUUGGGAUCUCAACGCGUCGGAGUACCAGAACGGUGUCCUCUUCAAGAAGGAGCUCACGGUCACACUGGUCGGAGACUCGUUGAUCGCAGCGCGAGUCACGCCCGACCCGAUGGACUCCACGGCGUUCCUGGCGCUUUACCGACCCUGGGACGCGGGUGUUUACACCGCCAUCCUUCGGGCUGAUUGCUGGAACCUUAAUUACACUCAAGGGUAUGACAAUCGCGACCGCUCUCCGGAGGUGGCCAAGUGGAAUCUGACUGUCGACAACCCCUCCUCCUCCUCCUCCACCUCCUCCUCCUCUUCCUCCUCCUCUUCUUCCUCGUCCCAUUCGUCGGUUUUAAUGGCUGUUGAUAAUGGGGAAAUGGAGAGGAGGAGAGGGAUGGUGGAGUCCGCCGCCGCCGCCGCCGCCGUCGAUGAACCAGGCGGAGGACGGAUGGGUGAGAUGAGCCCGUGUGACGAAGGCCAGGCCAUGCACGCGCGAUGGAGAAGAGACAGAGGAGGCAAUGACACUUACAGAUGGACAGCGUACGACUGCGCUCCCCGCGACCCCGCGGAGACUGCGGAGAUCGUGCGGAGGCUGAAUGCGCGCGGCAUCCGCGAGGUUAACUUCAUCGGCGACUCGCAUAACCGCGGCCUUCACGCGCACCUUCACUACCGCUUGACUGGACGAGGGGAGGAGGCCAAGCGUAAGUUCCACGGCGAUUUCACUUACACCGUACAGGUCGAUAACGGUCACCGUUUACGGCUUAACUACUACUGGGUUGAUGGUAUUUACGCUAACGGCGAGUUUGGCUGCACCCACAGGGGGGAGUUUUCCUACCGCAGGAACAGUUUCCCCAACACCUCCCACUCCGCCGACGCGGUCUUUGUCAAUUCCGCUCAUUGGACCUGGUACAGAUGUUUGCAGCCGGAACGAGCUUGGGCCAAAUACCUUCCCGCCUUUUUGGACUGGGCUGUUGCGGUGCAUCGACCUGGAGUGCCCAUCGUGUUCCGCAGCGCGACCACGUGGCCGACUGCGAAGUUCGGGUGCAAAAUGCGGACCAAUUCCAACUUCGUCUUCGCGAACGACCUCGCACGGACCUUCGUGCAAUCUCUUCAAAACGUUUUCUACUUGGACACGUGGCAAGUAGAGGCUCCACGAUACAUGGACAGCUGCACCAGCCGCGAUUUUCAUUACUCCUGUUAUCACGGGAACAGAAUGUAUGGACCAGUGGGGGAGGGUGUAGUCGAGGCCGUCCUUCAUUACCUUCUCUUUCAGCUUCCCAUCAAGCAGGCGUCUAAUUCCUCCGCCCCUACCCCCUCACCCCCCCCUACAUCCCCCCACUAACGGUAGUAGAUGAGGACUAGGUCUCCCAUCACUGUA